Symbiodinium sp. CCMP2456 is the source of this 2664-nucleotide messenger RNA. The record is from the annotation of a GenBank genome assembly. Lineage: Eukaryota; Dinophyceae; Suessiales; Symbiodiniaceae.
AUGGGCGGCUCCAUGAGUCUGACCGGAGAACCCGACGGUGCGCCGAUGAAGACGGGGCUGUCUCUUUUCGACUUGACGGCAGGUCUGCAUGGUGUCAUUGGGAUUCUGGCCGCCUUGCACAACAAGCACGUGACCGGAUUGGGUCAGCACGUGGACAUCUCAAUGCUGGAUGUGGCAGUGGCGCUCCUUGCGAACCAGGGAAUGAACUACUUGGCCAAGAAGCAGCGGCAGAAGCGGGUGGGCAACAAUCACCCGAAUGUGGUGCCUUACCAGGUCAUGCCAGCCAAGGAUGGCUAUUUCAUCCUGACGGCAUCCAACAACGAUCAGUUCGAGCGCUUCUGCAAGGUUGCUGGCCGAGAGGAACUCAUGAAGGACGAGAGGUUCAACACCAUGAAGGCCCGCGUCGUUCACAGGGAUGUUGUCACGCCGACUCUGAACGAGAUCACUUCGCAGCACGAGAAGCUUUGGUGGCUGGAGAAGUUGGAGAAGGAGAUGGUCGGCUGUGCUCCCAUCCUUCACCUUGAUGAAGUUUUCGCCGACCCUCAUGUUCAGUCGCGAGACAUGGAAAUUCAGAUGAACCUCCCCGGCUUCAGUGAUUCGGUCUCGCUCAUCGGCUCGCCGAUGAAGUUCUCCCGCACAAAGGUGGACUACCGCCUUCCUCCCCCUCGCGUUGGUGAGCACACAGAACAGGUUCUGCUUGACUCAGGCAUGUCCAUGGACAGGAUUGAAGAUUUGCAUGAGAUCGGUGCCAUCGACAAUGCCAAGUUUGAUGUUCCGGGCGUCGUCCGGCCCCUUGCCAAGAAGAAGCGCAGGGUUGUGGAGGUCAGUGACAGCCACCCUGCCUACCAGUUCACAGGAAGCACGUGGGGCCACAUCAGUUCGGUGUCAGACCCUAGUGUGUUGCCAAAGUCGGAGAGCGUCGAGGAUGAAGAUCUCACCGAGUUAGACACCUUUGGUGGUGUGCUUCGAAGCAGCAUUGAUGAUCCGGUGCAAGCAUUCCUCAAGGAGAACAUAGAGCUGCGGCAGGUGGUGGUGGACGAAUGCGGCACAUCGCCCGAGCCAGAGACUCUCUGCCCCUUGACUUUGAGCAAAGCUGUGCAGAGAGUUGUUCUCGUGGGUGACUAUCGACAGCUGCGCCCAGUCGUGAAGAAUCGUGAUGCCGGCAGUUUGGGCCUGGCCUGCUCCCUCUUCGAACGCCUUUCUACCGGAGCCGGUGAGCUUGAGGACCGUGACGCAGCGUCCAAGCGCUUGCCGGAUGUGUCUGACCUCCAGGACCUGCCACCUGACAGGGCGCAAUUGGUGUUCCAGGCUUUCUGCGCUCUUCGAGGCUCCUCCUCGAGCAGCCUUCAAGCUGAGGACAUGCAGGUCUUUGCAGAGCAAACUGGCUGGGAAGGAACAGAUUCGGAGUGGAGGGAGGAAUUCAAAGUUCUCUGCUCCGAGCUAGGCGUUGAGGAUGUGGACUUGAAGUCCUUUGCACUGCUCGUGGAGGACCGAAGCCAGAGAGGCUGCUUCUGUAGCAACGAGGAGCUUGAGAAGUUGGGCGGGCUUGCCAAGCCUUCGCUGGGUGAGCAGGCGGUAUCGGCAAGCCAGCCAACACCUUCGCUUCAGGCACCAUCUUCGGUCUUACUCCGGCAGCAGUACCGGAUGCACCCCAGCAUGAACAGCUUUCCCUCGAAGCAGUUCUACGGGGGGAAGGUGUUCAGCGACAAAUCGACGCAAGACCGUCCGGCUGGAAUGCUCGCCCACGGAUACACUGGGUCACCCUCUCCAGUGCUGUUCUGGACGUCGCCUCCCACAUUCCAGGAGGAGGUGCACGAGGUCGCCACGAAGGACUCGUCCACACGAUCCAAGGCGAAUGUACGGGAGGCCGAGCGAUGUGCAAGGCUGGCAGCUGAAAUCGCCGCCCGGGCUGGCUCCAAGAGUGUCGCCGUCCUUUCCUGGUACAACGCCCAGGUGGUGGAGCUGAAAAGCGAGCUUCGCCGCCUUGGAACAAAAGGUGUCCACGUUGGCUCCGUGGUUACGGCGCAGGGCUCCGAGUGGGACUAUGUCCUCCUGUCCACCGUGCUUUCCAACGGCAGCGGCUUGACGGAGGCCGGGCAGAGGUUGGGUUGCCUUGCGGACAAGCACUUGCUCAACGUUGCUGUAAGCCGCGGCAGAGUAGGCCUGGUCGUGCUCGGAAGUCCUGAGGUGUUGCGACUGGACCGUCACUGGGCCGCCUUCCUGGAGCACUGCAAGGGCCUGGGCGGUAUUCUUCAGGACGGUGACUCUCCCGGUUUCUCCGGCACCAGCAGCCCUGGGCCAGGCGUCCCAGCAGUGCUCCAGCAAACCAGCAGCCAGGAUCCCUUCCGCAAGGUGCUGGAACAGUACAGGCAGCAGAAGGUCCAGGCUGCUGGCAGUCAGCAGUUUUACAAGCAGCUUGCCCGAGAGCCAUCACAGGCAACAUCGGCGGCCAGCCCUUACCCCUACCCGGCGGCAGCAGAAGCCAGGGAGCUUGGCAUAAAAUUGCCGCCGGACGGCAAGGGAAGUACCUCCGAUGACCGGCAGCCCAACGAGUGCUUCAGAUUCCAAUGUGAUCUGGUCCAGAAGGAACGAGGAAGCAUUGCGCCAGGAUGCGAUAGCUUCAGCCGACCGGGAUUCCAAGCACAGCUGUGCCAUUAUGCUUAG